Molecule: messenger RNA, 1696 nt
Organism: Lampris incognitus (smalleye Pacific opah)
Lineage: Eukaryota; Metazoa; Chordata; Actinopteri; Lampriformes; Lampridae
Gene: f9a
Product: coagulation factor IXa
Exons: 8
Coding region: 322-1608 (428 amino acids)
Biological process (GO): blood coagulation; proteolysis
Cellular component (GO): extracellular region
Molecular function (GO): serine-type endopeptidase activity; calcium ion binding
Source: RefSeq, a predicted model, not a curated record
CAACUGGGCUCUGGAGGUAUAAUGUGAAUGGACCGUAUGACUGACUGAGUUUAGUUUAUUCUGGCUGUUGAAUCUGCUUUCCACUGUUGAACUUUUUAUGCUCCCAGCACAAGUUACAGGUGGAAUGUGAGAGCCCCGGCUACUUCUCCGGGCCAGGUUUUCCUGUCUGACCAGGAAGCAGACAGCGUCCUACGGAGACAGAAACGCCACAACAGCGGGAUUUUUGAGGAGUUUUUUGAAGGCAACUUGGAAAGAGAGUGUCGGGAGGAAAAAUGUGACCUGGAAGAGGCCAGGGAGACCUUUGAGAAUGAUGAGCAGACAAUGGCGUUCUGGGCGGGAUAUGUUGAUGGGGACCAGUGUAAGUCAAGUCCAUGUCAUAAUGAGGGGACAUGUCAGGACAGCCACGGCUUCUACAUUUGCAGAUGUCCCUCUGGCUUCACUGGCAGGAACUGUGAGAUCUCGACAGUGAGAAGGUGCGAUUUGAACAAUGGGGACUGCAUGCACUUCUGUGAAGUAAUGGGUACCUUUGGAGCAAAGUGCUCCUGUGCUGAUGGGUACUUGUUGGCACAGGACGGGGUGACCUGUGAACCGAAUGCUGAAUUCCCCUGUGGUAGAAACAUCUUGACUGUGAUCCUCUCGAGGUCCUCGAGGUCUCUACUCAGCGACGUCAAUGCAAACCAGCAGGACCUCGCCUCACCCACCAACAUCAGCACUACUGCACCCCCUGUCUUACCUUCAGCGAGUACUGCAGUGUCCUCUCCUGCGUCAAAUGCCUCUGUUGUAGCCAACUCUUUCAACAAGCAGCUACUGUGGGUGCACAAUCAGGAGCCACCUCGAAGUAUCAAGCGUAUCGUGGGAGGAGAUGCCGUAAUCCCCGGAGAGAUCCCAUGGCAGGUGGCCUUGGUAGCACGUCCCACAAGUCAUUUUUUCUGUGGGGGCUCCAUUCUUAAUGAGCUGUGGGUUAUCACCGCUGCCCACUGCCUGGGCGAGGGUCAGAUCUCCUUCUUCAUCAGAACGGGGGAUCAUAACAUCCUCACAAAUGAGGGCACUGAGCAGGACCACGAGGUGCUGGAGCAGCACAUACACCCACGCUACGACACCACGGUGAGCAGGUACAACCAUGACAUUGCCCUGCUGCGCCUCAAAAGCCCCAUCAACUUUUCCGACAUGGCCCGUCCCAUCUGCCUGGGGCCCAAAUCCUUCACCGAAUCCCUGGUGAAGGCGGCCUCCCCCGCCAUAGUCAGCGGCUGGGGGCGAACCCGCUUCCUGGGGCUCACGGCUGACACCCUGCUGAAGGUCGAGGUCCCGUUCACGGACAGAACAGAGUGCAAGGACAGCAGCAGCGACAGGAUCACACGCUACAUGUUCUGCGCGGGAUAUGACAGUGAAGCCAAAGAUGCGUGCCAGGGGGACAGCGGAGGUCCCCACACCAACCGCUACCACAACACCUGGUUCCUGACGGGCAUCGUGAGCUGGGGCGAGGAGUGCGCCAAGGACGGCAAGUACGGUGUGUACACCAGGGUGUCCCACUACUACCGCUGGAUCCACUAUGUUAUCAGAGACACUAAUCGCAGGUUGGAAGCUGAUGUGGACGAGCCUGAUCUAUAAGUGAAAAUACCGAAACACAUUUUUAACACACUGACAAUUUAACCGAAAAUGAAAUGUAUUGCAUCACAAAUAAAAUGUUCUUCAGUUG